This is a messenger RNA of Triplophysa dalaica, 2928 nucleotides long. Its product is annotated as tripartite motif-containing protein 16. The transcript is spliced from 6 exons. Gene Ontology annotation, molecular function: protein binding; zinc ion binding. Lineage: Eukaryota; Metazoa; Chordata; Actinopteri; Cypriniformes; Nemacheilidae. The record is from RefSeq and is a predicted model, not a curated record. The coding region runs from base 1 to 1428 and encodes 475 amino acids.
AUGGAGGAAAAAGCUUCUGCUUUUAAUUCCAGCAAAUCCCUUGAUGUGGAGUGUAGUGCAUGCACCGGAUGGAAGCGCAAAGCAGAACAGACCUGCCUGGAGUGUCUUUCUUCAUACUGUGAUUUUCAUCUCGACCUGCACAACACUCUGCAUGUUGGAAAGAGGCACAGACUAGUUGAGGCGAUUGAAGAAUUGCAGGGGAAAAUCUGCCCUCAUCACGACAAGCUUCAGGAGGUCUACUGCCGUACAGACCAGCAGUGCAUCUGUCAUCUGUGCAUUACUGAUAACCAUAGAAGUCAUGAUGUCAUUGCAAUAGAGAUGGAAGUGAUGAAUAAGCAGAUCGAGUUGGUAGGGUUGCAGAGCGACACCACUGACACAAUGAAAGCAAUGGAGAAAGACAUGCAGGACCUGAGAGGAGCCGUUGAUGCUUUCAGGACCUCAGUCCAGGAUACGCUGCAGAAGAAUGAGAAAAGUUUUACUGAGUUGAUCCGGUCUAUGAAGGACAUUCAUAUCAAAGUUACAAAGUUGAUUGAAGGUCAGGUGGAGGCUGUGGAAAAACAAGUGGAAGAAUUCAUAGAGGCAUUACAGCAGGAGAUCAAUAAUCUGAAGGAUGUAGAUGCUAAACUACAACACCUGGAACUACUUUCUCGUUCAAACGAUGAUGUCAGGUUUCUUGAGAACGCUGUGCAUUUUCCAUCUUUGAUCGCCUAUAAGAAAUCUUUCAUUCUCCUUGAGCAUCCAUACUGUUCAUUUGACCGUGCCACUGAAGCAGUCACUGAACUAAUAUCAAAGCUAAAUAUAGAAAGCCAGUGGAGUUUAUUUACGAUCUCUGGAAGAGUGAAAACCACUAGAAUUGUGACACAUCUACCACCUCACACACGAGAGGACUUUUUACGCUAUGCAGCAAAGCUCACUUUUGAUACCAACACAGCACACACAAGCCUCCACUUGUCAGAUGAGGACAGGAAGGUGACUGCUUCACAUUUGAUUGCAGACUAUCCUGAACACAAAGAGAGGUUUGACUCCAGAGCACAGAUCUUGUGCAACGAGGCCCUCAGAGGGUCUCCGCAGUAUUGGGAGGUGGAGUAUGGUGGCGGGUGCUGGGUCUGCAUUGCUGUGUCUUACAAAGGAAUUUGUAGGAAAGGAAAACGGGGACCACUCUUUGGAAGAAACUCAUGUUCGUGGGGACUACGUUGUAAUGCCCUUUCAGUCAAAUUCUGGCAUGACAAUAAGGAGACAAAUGUUGAAGAAUGGUCUCGUUGCUACAGAAUAGGAGUGUAUUUGGACCACAGUGCUGGGAUUUUAGCAUUUUACAAUGUUUUGGACAAUAUGAGUCUUAUUUAUAAGACUCAGACUGUGUUUAGUGAGCCUGUCUAUCCUGGGUUUGGACUGGCAGGGAAAGGUGCUAACAUGAGACUUGUGAUUUAAUGAAAAAUGACCCUGUAACAUCCCCUUUGUCUGGAUUUUGCAUUUUCUAUUUCACAAAAUGGCGACACGGACCGGUAGUAGGGGAAAAAUUUUUCCGGCCGCACUGCCGCCAUAGCCAUUCAUUCAGCUUGUUUCUCACAGGUAUUCAUUUUAUUUACCAAAACAAAGUAUGCUUUCCGAUUUAUUCAUAGUUAACUGGGAGAUGUAAAAAUAGGGAAACCAAACAUUGCAAAAACAUUGUUUUUGAUCGAUUCAUUUAUUAUCAAGGUCUGAUAUAUGUUACACAAAUUCUGGUCUCCGCAACUGUUCUGUGUAGUGAACGGAGCUAGAGCAUUGACCGGACAAGCAUGUACCCUACUUCCGGUUUGUACACGUCACGAUGUGAAAUAUGUAUUGCAGAUGUAAAUUUAAGAUAAUAAGAUUAUAAAUUCUGUAUUCAGACUUUUAUUAUUAAGAUUUGCAUAGACUGCUCUAGCUUGAAAGGAAUGGUGCAGUUUCACAUUCACACACUUGGUGGCAGCACUAGAUAAGUUUCAAAUAUAAUCUUUUUAUGAAUUUUACUGUGGUUAAGAACAACCCUAGAGGAAAAAAACUUUCGUUGCUUUUUCUUAGCUCAGGAGACCUUUAUAUUUAGUCAUUUAGCAGACUCUUUUAUCAAAAGCCACUUACAAAGAGUUUAGGGAGCAAUAAGCGAUAUGUCAUACAGGAGCAAUAAUACAAUGGGUGCCGAUACAAAGUCACUGGUUUCAACAAAAGCUACCUGUUGAGAGAAAGAGAGGGUUAGUGUUUUUUUAUUUAUUUGUCUGUCAAGUAUUCACAGAAGAGAUGGGUUUUAAGUAGUUUUUUUUAUAUGUCUAGAGGUGUGGUUGUGGAAGGAGUUGUGAAUGAGAAUGAGCUGGAAAGCGAUUCACUGCCCUUAUGGGAAAGCAAUACAAGACGCCACUGGUUUGCUGAAUGCAGGGAUCUUGGUGGGGUGUAGGAGUGUAGGAAGGUGUGAAGGCUGCAGAGACAUAUUUGAUGUCAGUCAAAUGAGAGAUGUCUAAGAGAGUCAAAACAGAGAUUGUGGUGAGGGAAUAUUGGGAAAUCUCUUUAUUGUCUGAUUUAGGUAUCAGCUUUGUCUUCCCGUGUUUCUCCUAAAAUCCAUUAGAACAAAUAAAAGUAGACACAACUGAGACAUGAGAAAUAUCUGAGACUUAGUUGAGAUUCUUAUUUAGCUCUCAUUGUAGUAUCAAUGUUUUUCACAUUCAUUGGACAUGACCGUAGGAUGAGAGACAGGAUGGGAAGAGGAAAGUACAUUUAGCUGGGAUUCUUGUGCUGCCGGAGGUGUUGAGGUGCACAAUGCUGUUUCUGACAGGGCUGAUAUUAAGGGCUGAUAUUUUCUUACAUGUCUCAUUUAUGUACCAGCUUUGUCUUCCAGUGCCAGCUGCAUAUAAUUUGUUGAAUAGUAAUUUAAGUACAAGCAGAAGUUGCCCUAGUAAAAAACAAUUCAUUUAAAAUAGA